This is a messenger RNA of Dunckerocampus dactyliophorus (ringed pipefish), 2200 nucleotides long. Its product is annotated as zinc finger protein 83-like. The coding region runs from base 775 to 1566 and encodes 263 amino acids. The record is from RefSeq and is a predicted model, not a curated record. Lineage: Eukaryota; Metazoa; Chordata; Actinopteri; Syngnathiformes; Syngnathidae. The transcript has 2 exons.
GAAUUGCUCCACUCCGCUUGAUAUAUGCAAGAAUGGAGCUUUUUCCCAAUUGAACCACAAAUGAGCAUUAACCUAAGAUCCUUAUAUACUACUCACAAGAAGGUAGGGAUAUUUCAGCAUGAACCUAAAAUGUACUACUGUAUAAUCUUUAUUUAUAGUUUCUCUCAUUUUGAAUGCACAUGUUCAAUACUUAAUGCACAACUUGCUUUUCGCUAACAUGACAGUCUUACAUAUCCCUAACUUUUUGUGAGUUGUAUGUGUAAAAUGCUCUAGGACAUUUCUAGUUAGAAAAACAAUAUAACUAAAAAUAAAACCACACAAAAAUACAAAUGGUAAGAGGAAAAAAAGGAAUUUACACAUGCAAUAAAAAAAGACCAAAAAAAAUUAUAGUCAAAUAUAAAUGCAAAUACAGUAUGACAUCCUCUAUCAGACAAGAAAAAUAGCAUAAAGGAACAAUCUUUGGGUAAAACUAUGGGGAAAAAACGCACUAAUUGGUCGCAAAAUACACAUACACGAUCUAAAACGGUCAAAACUCUGCUGUAAAUUAUACAAAUGAUAAUAUUACGUAUUUGUUCUUAUUGGAAUUGUCAAAUGUCUGGUGUAGUAACACUUCCGCACCGUUAGGUGGCAGCACAUUAAUUUGUACUACACUGUUAGCUACUCACUCGAGCUCAUUUCCGUAUUUACAAGCGGAGCGUGACGUUCAGGGUCUCGUAAAAUACGGCUUUGAGACGCAAAUUCGGCAAUUUUACAUUUCCACUUCGGGUGACCACUAUGAUGUCUUUAAAGGCUUUUCUCAGCGAGAGACUGAUGGCGGUGGCGGAUGAGAUAUUCGGGGCGGUUGAAAAGACAAUAGACGAGUACAAAGAGGAGAUUUGCCGUAUGAAGGACCUGGAAAUCGGCCGCCUCAGGAUGCAGCUGAGGCUCCUGAAGACAGAUCCAUGCAUUGGAGUCCAACUGCAGGAGCACACACAUCACCACCAGCUUCCUCCUCCUCCACCGCCACCUCAGCAACAGAAUGAGGCAGCAGCAGACACGGAGGCCCGACAUAGUGAGGAGGAAGCCAGCAGCAGCAACAUGGAGCAUCCCAAUGAGCCUGCUCGUGUGAAGACAGAGCCCCACAGGAAUCACAAAGAGUUCUGGCUGGGCCAUGGCUCAGAGGAGCAGCUGGAGGAUCUGGAGUCAGAUAUAAAAGACUUCAUGUCCUCUACCUCCAAUGUGAAGAACAGUCUGCAGGACAUCCCCGCCUUGCCCUUUUAUUUGUACCACAACAACAUUGGGGAGGAGGGCAAGGAGAAGCCGUACAGCUGCACUGUUUGCGAGAAGCGCUUCGCCAACUGCUCUCACUUGGCAGCUCACAUCAGGACGCACACGGGCGAGAGGCCCUACAGGUGUGACAUAUGCAGGAAGAGCUUUGUCACCACCAGUGCCCUCAACAGACACCAGACCAUACACACCGAGGGCAAACACUAUGUGUGCAUUUACUGCAGUAAAGCCUUUAAAUGGAUGGAGUCUCUCGGCAGGCAUGUGAGAAUUGCGCACAAGAGACAUAACGCCCCUGAAUGACCUCACUUUUAUUUCAAAUAUAUAUUUGUAGUCAGUUUACAUUUAUACACAUUCGGCAGGUUCAAGUGGGUGUACAGAAUGGACCUAUGAACCAGUAGUAAACAGAAUAAUCCAUCCAUUUUCUAUACUGCUUUGCCUCAUUAGGGUUAUCUGAGCUGGAGCCUACUCCGGCUGACUUUUGGGGCAAGAGGAAGGGUACACAGCCUGGACAGGUCACCAGUCAAUCACAGGGCACAUAUAGACAAACCAUUCACAUUUGCACCUAUGGAGGCUACAAGUAACCUAACAUGCAUGUUUUUGGGAGGAAACUAGACAGGGAGAACAAACUCCACAGAAAGAUGUUCCAACAGAAAUAUGGACUCAGCCUGUCAUGCUAACAUUGUAACCACUACUCCACUGUGCUGCCCUAAACAUAAUUGUAAUAAUCGUAGGAUAAAAUCUAAUGAUAAAAUGAAAAAGUGGCAUUUAUUUAAGAAAGCAGUGUAUUGUUCUCCAGUAAUAGUCUUUAAAUGAAUGUUCUAUAAAUUGCUAACUCUCAACAGUUGCAAACUGUAGUGUCUGUUUUGAAUGUUAAAAAUGUGUGCAUUUUGUCAAGGCUAACUGCAGUAAAAGGUGUAAUUGUGUACUCAUUGUU